AUGCAGGGGCUGAUUCUUCUUGCAGGUCCGAUCUUUCGCAAAAAACUGGUGUGUCACUAUGACAGCUUGUCAGAAGAUACGCCAGGGAAAACACAUCUCGGAAUUUCACAAAUCGACCCCCAUCUGUGUACUCAUCUGAUCUAUAGUUAUGUCGGUAUCGACGACACAGGGAGCCUCGACAUUAUCCCUACUGACAUACCAAAAUUCCAAGCUUUCAAUGCACUAAAGGAAAGCUAUCCACAGCUUCAAACCUUUCUGGAGGUCAAUCUGAUGCUGGACAUCCCUGCACUCCUGACCACGAUAACCACACCACAAGGGAGACGAAUUUUCAUUGACUCUACAGCCAAUAUCUUGCAAACAUAUCAGUUUGAUGGGCUAAACAUCUUCUGGAUGAAUAGAAAGAACUACCAGGCAGUUAACCCGCACCUGUUCUCAGAGCUCAUUGAGGAACUAUCCGCCACGGGUAUACACCUCACUGCGAGUGUCUCUGCUGAGGAAUCAGUCAUAGAUGACAGUUAUGAGUUCCAAGCGAUUGCCGAUAAAGUAGACUUCUUCAAUGUGGUGACGGCAGGCAUUGACAUCAACUUUGUGUCUGAUCCCAGCGACACAUUGUUUCAGAAAACGAAAUCUGCAAUGGAAUACUUGGUCAGCAAGGGAGCACCAAAGAGGAAGCUUAUUGUGGGAAUUGCGGCAUUUGGCCGAGCCUUUGCCCUGACACCUAAGCCCGAUGGUUCUGGUUUAGGACCAGAUAAAACUGCACCGCUGCUAGGCUACUUUAGUGAUACACCAGGUCGCUGGGCCUAUUCUGAGUUGUGUCAUCACACAUCUGCGACUAAAGACAAGAUUGCCAAUGCCUGGGUGGGCUAUGAAAGCAUGGCAACCAUAGCUGAAAAGGCAAAGUAUAUCCGGGAGCAGGACUUUGAAGGAGCCUUUGUCAUGUCAAUCAACCUGGAUGACUUCAGUGGGAAGCACUGCCAUCAGGGCAAUUAUCCCGUCAUCCAAAAGCUGCAUGAGAAGUUGAACGCCUGA
Molecule: messenger RNA, 1029 nt
Organism: Doryrhamphus excisus (bluestripe pipefish)
Lineage: Eukaryota; Metazoa; Chordata; Actinopteri; Syngnathiformes; Syngnathidae
Product: chitinase-3-like protein 1
Biological process (GO): chitin catabolic process; carbohydrate metabolic process
Cellular component (GO): extracellular region
Molecular function (GO): chitin binding; chitinase activity
Source: RefSeq, a predicted model, not a curated record